AUGGAAACUUCAAGAUAUAAUCGUGCUUUUCUAGCUUAUAAUAAUCAUAAUUUUAAAAAUCGUCCAUCAUUAAAAAAAAUAUCCAAAGCAACAACUGAAGAAUCACCAGUUCUCGAUCAUAUUCCAUAUUCAUCGAUAAAAACAACUAUUGAAAAAGUUUCAUCACCACCACCAUCUCCUAGUCUGAGUAAUAUUGUAACACCAAUACCAAUACCAGCAAACCGACCAUCAUCAAUAACUAGUCUAGUUCAUUUAUUACCACGUCGAAAAAGUUUACAAACAACAGCAUUAGCAUCAAAACGACAAAGUCUUUGGAUGAGUAUAGCUAAAAAUUCUCCAACAAAUAAUACUAAUUUACCUCAAUUUCCAUUACGACAACCAACAAAUUUAAUGCGAAAAAAAUUUUUACGUUUAUUACUUGUUUUUAGUUAUUUAUUAUCAAUAUCAUUAUUUGCUAUUGCUUUAGCAACAUUUUAUGGAUUUUUUUGGUCUGGUUAUAGUACAACACAAACAACAAAUUACGUGUCAAAUGUUGAAUCAACUGUUUCAUCAAUUGUUCCAUUAAAAUCAAAUUCAACAUUUAUUGAUAUUGAUUUAUCAUUUACAGAUGCAAGUUUAAAUAGAUAA
Messenger RNA from Rotaria sordida, 627 nucleotides. The record is from the annotation of a GenBank genome assembly. Lineage: Eukaryota; Metazoa; Rotifera; Eurotatoria; Philodinida; Philodinidae.